AUGUCGUCGGACACGUCUCACGCGUUUUGCCUGAAGCUAAACAAUCACCAGCGGUUCCUGACCGGCGCCUUAGCCCAACUGUACGCCAAUGAGGCGCUGGUAGACGUGACCCUAUCGGCCGAGGGUCAGCAGCUGAGGGCCCACCAGCUCGUGUUGGCCGCCUGUUCACCAUAUUUCAGGCGCCUGUUCGCCGACACCCACCACAGGCCCGUCCACUAUCCCAUUGUCGUGAUUAAGGGCAUGCCAUUCGCCGAUCUUAAGGCUAUUGUUGAGUUUAUAUACUGGGGAGAGGUAUGCAUACCGCGCCGGCAGCUCCAGUCGUUGUUGGCUAACGGCGCUGAGCUACAGGUUAAGGGUCUCCAUGAGUUUGAUAUGGAUAACUGGGCGGACAGUGCCGGCGCUGCCAUUGACGACGAUGAGCAGGAGGUGGCGGCAGAGGAUGAAGAGGAAGAGGUUGUCGACGAGUCGAUCGGCGGCGACAAACAGGCCGUCAAAUCGGUGGGAAAGGGACGCCUGAAUGCGUGCGAAAGUGACGAAAACGGAGCCGUUAGCGCCCGAAAGCAAACCCGGAAGUUGAGGGGUAGGGCCGGCCCCUCAAAGGCAGCCAAUGGCGACGCUAACGGCACCGAUACGUGGCCGACUAGUAUCGCACUGCUAAUGGAUUGGGAUGUGAAUGGCAGUGAGGCUAAGAAAUCAAUGACCGAUGACUCGCCGACCAGCAGCAGCAGCACCGGUAGUAAUAGCGGCGAUACGUCGGUGCCCUUCAAUGUGGUCGACCAGUCGAUGAGCAUUGAUGUGAAACACAUCGUCAAUAUGAAGGAUAAUGAGACCGAGGAGGACAACACGGCUGACUCGUGCAGUAGUGGCGAGUCUACCGGCGCUGCUGUCGGCAAUGAUAUCGACUCCGACGAUCCCUUUCCGCUAAACCUCGAUAUGGACUCAAAAGGGCAGCCAAUUCGUGGCACAAGUAGUCCACCGAAACAGACAGAUAGUGGCCAAAACACACUGGAGCUCAAUCUACCGGCGCCGGUAGCCCUCGAUGAGAGUUCAGACGACCUCUCAUCGGAUACGAUGGACACCGCUAUCGACACCCCAGUGAUAGCUGAGGGCCGACCGAUGGUCGUCAAAAGGCUGUCCACUAAGGGGUCGUCCAAAAAGCGGGUCCAACGGGUGUCCAAAGCGGGAAUACCCCGUAAGGGGAACUCCGUUCGCUCACAGAAAAAGUUCAAGUGCCCCGAGUGUCACAAGAUAUACUUGAGCCCCCAGAAUAUGCGGGAACACCUACACAACACCCAUACAAACCCCGACCAGAAGUAUGUCUGUACGAUAGGGGUUCUGGAGGGAGGCUAUUAA
Messenger RNA from Oppiella nova, 1353 nucleotides. The record is from the annotation of a GenBank genome assembly. NCBI's taxonomy places the organism in Eukaryota, Metazoa, Arthropoda, Arachnida, Sarcoptiformes, Oppiidae.